AAUACUGCCUUUACAAAAGUUUCACAGGUGAAUAUAGUCAGUCAGCUUGUAACUUAGUCCAAUGAACCGCAAAACGGCAAAAUACAGAAAUAAUGAACUUCCGAUUUGAGCGAAGUCAGAGAUGAGUGAGAAGGCCAAAGACAGGGAUAUGUGUGGUCUGCAAAGUUCUCCACCCUGCCCGGGAGCAUUCCUGUAUAUCCUUAAUUGCUUUCUUUUGCUGCUGCUCCAGAAGGAGGCUCUUGGCUGUCCAGCUGCUUGCCAGCUCUGCACAGGGAGACAAGUUAGCUGUCGUAAUUUAGGGCUUUCGAGCAUCCCACGGAACUUUCCAAAAACAACAAUUCUUGUGUACCUCAGUGGGAAUAAUAUAUCGAGUGUCACUCCAAAUGAACUAAGAGGUCUUCAGAAGCUUGCUGCACUCUACAUGGAUAACUCCUCUAUUUCCUAUGUACACCCGAAAGCUUUUGUGGAACUCCCUAAACUGUGCUACUUGCAUCUAAAUAACAAUAAUAUUAAGCGUCUGGAUCCAGGAAUCUUUGAAGGUCUUUCCAAUCUUCAUUGUUUAUACCUUCAGAAUAAUCAAAUAGCUUUUGUUCCCAGAGGAUUAUUUAGUGAUCUCCUUUCUGUUAGAUAUUUAACACUUCAAAGAAAUCGUCUCAGUGUCCUUGGAAGUGGGACUUUCUUGGGAAUGAUAAGUCUCCAAACACUUAACCUAGCCAAUAAUAAGAUUUCACGGAUAUCAGAUUCAGCUUUUCAUCAUCUUGAAAACCUUGCAUAUUUGUUCCUUGAAGGUAACAACUUAACAUUUGUGCCAUCAAAUGCUAUUGGAAGGCUCAAAAAUCUUGAAAGACUUUCUUUGUCUCACAAUCCCAUUGGAUCAAUACAUCCUUUUGCAUUUAAAGGACUUAACAAGCUUAGAUACCUGUUUUUAAAAAACGUAAAGCUAAAAUGUAUUGCUGUAAAUGGAUUUUUUGGAUUAAACAACCUUAGCCAGUUAAUCUUAAGUUAUAAUGAUUUAGAAAAUAUAAAUUCCAGCACUUUUACUUUAUUGAACAAUUUAAUGUAUCUGCAGCUAGACAGAAAUAAAAUAACCAGUGUUGGCAAUGGUACCUUUGAAAAAAUGGGACAGUCACUUAAAAUACUCAGUUUAGCAUUUAAUAAUAUUACAGAGUUAGAACCAGAAGUGCUCAAGCCCUUAGUGUCUUUAACUCACCUACAGGUAAAUUAUAAUCCAUGGAACUGCAGCUGCAAAAUGCUUGGGUUACUUAAUUGGCUAGUGUCGUCUCCUAUUUCUGUAAAAAUUCAUUGUCAGAAUCCCCUGAGUAUGCGUGGUAGACCUUUGCAUUAUAUUAAGUGGACUCAGUUUGCAAACUGCAGUAGCCCUACUACCAGCCCAGAAACAGCCUGGGGUCUAGGAUCCGUAGGUGUCCAUCACAGUGCCACCACUUUGCUGAUGGCGUGGCAUAAGGGAAACAGGCACAACACAUUUGAACAGUUUGUCAAUGCAGAAACUAAGUAUGUUGCUUUCUGGGAAGGAACUACAGCUACAUCUGCUAACCCAUUGCCCUAUGAAGAAAAUGCUGCUGAAAUUCCAUCACAGGCAACUACAGUGGUAUCAACAUUACCGGUGCAAAUAGCAGCACAGACGAUACCUGUUAACAGAACUGUAGAAGAAGGUUUAUUUCCAACAGAUGCUGCUCCUGUGUCAUUAAAAACAUCCCUUCUUUGUACACAGCAGGUUGAAAAGCUGAAUAAGGCUUUUGACAUUUUACUAGCCUUUUUCAUUCUGGCUUGUGCUGUGAUCCUGUUCUUAACCUGUAAAAUUAUUCAGUUUAGGCAGAAACUAAAGGUGCUGGAAAACUCAGGGGAAAAGAGAAUAGAAUAUUAUGGUUUUUAUCAGCCUGGCAGGUACAACAUAACUGACCCAGUGCAGUCCCUAACUCAGAAUUCAAUGGGGCAUUCAGAACUGGACCAAAUUAGGCUUCUCAAGAGAACAGCAUCUGAAAGUCAGGCACAGGUCAUAUUGUUUGAACAUUCUUCAUUGUAAUUUAUCUCAUUUCAUUUGAUGUUGACUUUAUUGUGAUCUGAAAUGUCAAGAAAUCAAGAACUCAUUUUUCUAGAAAUACCUUCCCUGAUUAAAAUCAACUGAUUGAUAGAAUUGUGGAAAAUAGUGUAAUUUGGGUUCUGCAUCAUCAUUUGCUUCCUGAUUGUUCUGAAGUUUAUUGAUUUUUAUUAGAUGUCAUUUAUAUCUGACAUGGAUAGGUAUAUUAUCCUCUGUCCCUGCUGUAGGAAUCUUUCACCUAUAACUCAAGUAUACAUGCAGUAUAAAGUACACAUAUAUUUAUUUUUAUUUAGUUUCUAUAGAAAUUCCGUAGCUAACUUGAAGCUUGAAGCAAGCAAAACAUCAAUUUUUAGCUGGAUCAUGAAGCCAAGAAAUCUGGGGGAAUGAGGGAAAAAAGCAAUGCUUCAUUUAUUGUAAUGCAGUUUCUACUCUGCCUCUAUUAAUCAUCACAGUGGAAAAAAAAGUGAGCAUAUUUACAUCUAGCAUGUUCAAACUCUUGAG
Messenger RNA from Gavia stellata (red-throated loon), 2560 nucleotides. RefSeq names its product leucine rich repeat containing 70 (gene LRRC70). NCBI's taxonomy places the organism in Eukaryota, Metazoa, Chordata, Aves, Gaviiformes, Gaviidae. The transcript is spliced from 2 exons. The record is from RefSeq and is a predicted model, not a curated record. Gene Ontology annotation, molecular function: protein binding. Bases 122 to 2044 code for a protein of 640 amino acids. Gene Ontology annotation, cellular component: plasma membrane.